Messenger RNA from Erythranthe guttata (spotted monkey flower), 1856 nucleotides. Its product is annotated as protein trichome birefringence-like 11. Lineage: Eukaryota; Viridiplantae; Streptophyta; Magnoliopsida; Lamiales; Phrymaceae. Gene Ontology annotation, cellular component: Golgi apparatus. Gene Ontology annotation, molecular function: O-acetyltransferase activity. The record is from RefSeq and is a predicted model, not a curated record.
GUAGAAAAACCACCAUAGGCAUGAAUGUUUUGUCUUUUUGAGAGUCCCCACACCAUCUAUCUCCUCAUCAUCCUCCAACUCUGUCCUAUCUUCUUUCCCCUUUUCUCUCUCUCUCUAAAAACUCCCUCUCUCUUCAAACUCUCUCUCUCUCUAAAAACUCUCUCUUGGAUGUAGUUAUGUGUAACCAUUUUAUAUCCGUCUGGUACACAAACUCGUUCAUAUCUUGUCUUCUUUCUCCUCAUCCAUUCACAAACAAAAUAAAUUAAAAAAAAAAAAAGAUGAAGUGUUUCUUCUGCACUCUACACCAGGGAUGAGAGAGAAAAUGCCCCAGUUCGAUUUUUUCAAGAAAAUCAAGUUCUUGAAACCCCAAGACUCCGCUCCUUCUGUUCUUGGGUGGUGCUUCUUUUUCACCCUCUGCUUAAUCUUCUCCCUGUGUUUGCUGGACUAUAGAUUUGUUAAUGGUUUGCACAGGCAAUUCCUUUUAAUUACUUGGUUUAAGUCCACUAAUGCUUCUUCAGCGGAAUACGCCGCCAAGGUGGGGUUUCUCGAAGUCGGCGGCGGCGGCGGCGGCGGAGGAGGAGAUUGUGAUAUAUAUAGAGGGGAUUGGGUGUGGGAUGAGAGCUAUCCUCUUUACCAAUCGCAGGAUUGCAUGUUCUUGGAUGAAGGGUUUCGCUGUUCGGAGAAUGGCCGCCCUGAUAAUUUCUUUACCAAGUGGCGUUGGCAACCUAAAGAUUGCAACUUGCCCAGAUUCGAUGCAAAAGCGAUGCUGGAAAAACUGCGAGACAAACGGCUAGUAUUCGUAGGAGAUUCAAUAGGAAGAAACCAAUGGGAGUCGCUUCUGUGCAUGCUGUCUUCGGCAGUUCCAAACAAAACUUCAAUAUACGAAGUUAGUGGGACCCCCAUCACUAAGCACUCGGGCUCGUUGGUUUUUAAAUUCAGCGAAUAUAACUGCACCGUCGAAUACUACCGGGCCCCGUUUCUAGUCUUGCAGAGCAGACCACCUAACGGUGCACCUCCAAACGUUAAAAUGACUUUGAAGUUGGAUCAGAUGGAUUGGAGCUCAGUUAGCUGGAACACUGCCGAUUUCCUCGUUUUCAAUACGGGUCAUUGGUGGAAUUACGAAAAGACCAUCCGAGGGGGUUGUUACUUUCAAGAAGGGACCGAUAUAAAAAUGGAUAUGACUGUAGAAAACGCCUUUCGAAGGUCAAUGAAGACAUUAGUCGAUUGGAUAAACGACGAAGUAAAUUUGUCGAAGACUCAUCUUAUAUUCCGAGCUUAUGCUCCAGUGCAUUUCAGAGGUGGGGAUUGGAGGAGUGGUGGGAGUUGCCACCUGGAAACAAUUCCCGAUUUGAGUGCACCUCAAGUUCCUUACGAAACGUAUAUCGAGUACAAAACCGUAGUUGAUGGUUUAUCGGAAAAUCUGAGAAACGGAAAUAUAGAGUUAUUGAAUGUGACUGGUAUGACUUCUCAUAGAAAAGAUGGUCACUCUUCGUUGUACUAUUUAGGGCCUUCGAUUGGGCCCGCACCUAUUCACCGUCAAGACUGCAGCCAUUGGUGCCUGCCAGGUGUCCCCGAUUCAUGGAACGAGCUCCUCUAUGCCGUUAUACUUAAACGGGAGAUUCAGAAAAGACGAAUUUGACGGAAUAUUCUGUCGUGAUUCUUGUAGUUUUGGAUAAAUGUGUAUAGCAGUGCAGUUGUAUAGGUAGAAAGGCAUUAAUUGAUAUGAAAGCUAGUUGAUUUUUGGUUUUGAUUCUGCAGUAUCAUGAUUCUUGCUCUGUAUACUUGUCACUAUUAUUUUUACCUAGGGCUAAAAUUGGAAAGGUAUUGUCGAUUUUUUAUCCGAUUUUUUUCGAUUU